AUGCCCAUUGUUAUCACCUUGACGUCUCAAGACGACUUCGUGCGCACCACCAUCUCCGUCAUGGAUACCGAUACCGAGGCAGAGGACUGUCAGGUAUUGCAUGGCCUACAACAUGGACGACGAGCUUCGCAGGAGGACACAGAUGAAGAAGCGGCAGAGGUUGUCGCACAACGUUCACUUAAUCAAUCCAACGGGAAACCACCAAUCCCUUCCUUCUCGCCCAGACAAUGGCUUACGCCGAACAUGAUCCACUGGAUCGUCCAGCUCCUCUCCGUCGUAGCAUUCUGCGCCCUACUUUUGCCUUACCUACGAUACACCCGCUCCAAGAAGAACAUUGUGCGUGAGAGAUGCAAAGAGGGUGCGUGGUCUCUGUAUCAGAGCAAGCUCGCUCAAUGUGACGCUCAAGCUGCGACGGAGUUCAGUUUUCGUGGUGGAGCAUUCGGGUUGAACUGGAUCGAGUACGGGACAAUCUUACUUGCCGUGAUAGCAUGGCAUUAUGCGGCGUGGCUCUCCCAAGGCUGGAUUAUUGUGAGGAUCUGCUUCGUUAAGACUGAGAGCGAGAGGUAG
This is a messenger RNA of Fonsecaea multimorphosa CBS 102226, 567 nucleotides long. RefSeq lists its product as uncharacterized. The record is from RefSeq and is a predicted model, not a curated record. The transcript has 2 exons. Bases 1 to 567 code for a protein of 188 amino acids. NCBI's taxonomy places the organism in Eukaryota, Fungi, Ascomycota, Eurotiomycetes, Chaetothyriales, Herpotrichiellaceae.